AUGAUGUUUUUCUUAGUAAUUUUUAGCCUUUAUACAAACAUGAGUAAAUAAAUUGAACUACUAUUUAUUAGAUGCUUUAAAAGUUUAUCAAGAAUUGAAUGAUAUCUCACUUACUUAAUCUUCAAAUAUUAUGAGCUGUUCUAUACUACCUAAAAUUGAUUAUUAUUAUCUUAGUUAAUCAUAACCAAAUGUUAAUUACUAAAUGAAAAUAAGAGAAUCUCAUUAUGCUGUCGAUAUCUUUGUUGAUUUUUAUUUAAUAGACGAAUACAUUAAUAAACCUAUAAACAUUUUACUAGAUAACAUCUUGAUUGAUUAAUACUCUGUUGAGAAUGACCAUUCAGUACCAUUUUGCAAUAUGUAUAUGAUUCUAAUAGUUAAUAGUUUACCAUCUUAGAUUAGUACUUAUUUUAAGACUUAUACACAUUAUUAACAAGAGUUAAACUUAGGAUUUUAACUUGAAAAUACAAAUAGUUUUACAUUAGGAAUUAGAAAUAUUUAAAUAAUUCCAAAAUAAUGUCAUAAAUCAUGUUCAUAAUGUAUAGGACCUGAAAAGAACUAAUGUAAAUCUUGUAAUUUAGGUGCUUAACUUAGUAAAAUGACAAAUGAAUGUAAAUGUCCUUCAAUUACACCUUAUUUAAGUUUAUAAUAAAAUUAAUGUUUAAAGAAAUGUGAUUCAAAUGAAUAUUUUGAUAAAGUACUUGAAAUGUGUAUAUAUGAUGAUAGUAAUAAAAUGAUAUAAAUUUAGAGAUUGAAUAAAUGUAAUUUUACUUUUGGAAUACAUAUGAUUUUACUGGAUGGUCAAUGAUGGAAAAUGGGAAAGCAUCUCCUUUAGAUAGUAAAUAAUAUAUGAAUAUGAAUGGAAAAGGUGUAGGAUAAUUCUUUGUUAGUUAAUCAAUAAAUUAUAAAUUUAAUAACGUUUACAAUUAUCAAUUAUUACGUAUAAGAGCAGAUAUUUAUAUUUUUAAAUCUUAAUAGCAACCAGAAAUUUAUGUUCAAGUAGACAAAAUAAAGAAACUUGUUUCACCAUUACAUUAUUACAAUGAAACAGAAUUGAAUGGAUAUUUAUUAUAUCAUAUAGAUUAUACUAUUGAUGCAUUAUCUAUUUCUAAUAUUACAAUAAUUGUUAUAAGUAAUCAAAAUUUAUAAUGGGGAAUAAACUAAAUUAUAAUCAAUACAAUAAAUUGUUAAGCUAAUUGUAAUUCUUGUUUAACUAAACUCAUAUGUGGUGUAUGCAAAAUUGGAUAUUAUUUGUAUAAAGGAAAAUGUGUCACAAUAUGUCCAAAUUAUUCUACUUUAGAGGGUUUAGUUUGCAAGGAUAUUACAGAAUAAUAUUAAUUAACUACAUAUUUACUUAGAGCUUUUUAUGAUAAUCUUAUUAUAAAUUUUAUGGUGUAGAAUACAAAAAGUAUUACAACAUUUUAUUAAAAUCAAUUUGGAACUUAUUAUAAUGGUGUUAGAUAUUUUGGUGGAUUGAAGGAUAAUAGUAAUUAAUAUUUUUUUAAAUAAUUCAACAAUUUACCACCUCAUUAUAAUAUUAUUUUAUAGUUGAAUGUAAUUACAUUUGAAUUUACUAAAUUAUUACCAAAAGGAAAGUAAAAACCAUAACCUAAUAUUGUUUCUAUCUUUAUUGAUAAUUAUUAAACAAAAAAUAUUUAAUCUAUGAAUGAUCAAAUUUAAUUGUUAAAUAUAGAACAUAAACAUUCAUUCAAUAAUUUAACUUUAGCUAUGAUAUCUGUUCCAAUUGUUAAUACAUAUUUUAGUUUUGGAAUUUCAAAUAUUAAUAUUAUGAUUUAAAGAUGUUAUCCUUUAUGUAGAUCUUGUAUUGGUCCUAAUUAAAAUGAUUGUACUGAAUGGAUAAUUGAAUAGAAUUCUUAAAAUCAAACUUGUAAUAUUGGUUAUAUAUUUGAUAUGGAAUAAUAAAAGUGUUUAUUAUGUCCAAUUGGUUGUUAGAAAUGUUCAGAUUAAGUAACAUGUUUGAAAUGUGAAGAUUCAUUUAUAUAAUAGGGAAGUAGUUGUUAUUGUUUAAAUGGAUAUAUUGAUGAAUUCACUUUUGAUUGUAUAGGUAUUUUAUUAUUAAAUCAUUUUAGUAAAUCCAAUUAAUCCAUUAUGA
Paramecium pentaurelia is the source of this 2110-nucleotide messenger RNA. The record is from the annotation of a GenBank genome assembly. Lineage: Eukaryota; Ciliophora; Oligohymenophorea; Peniculida; Parameciidae.